CGUGUGCCCGGUACCUACCCUUGUGCCCGCUGAGCGCUGCUCGUUCGGUAACGUUUCUCUCGACAGUCAGACGGCCAAUCAAUCCUAGCAAAUCAUGGGUCAGGCAACCACCAUUGUUGCAGACAGCGCCGCCGCCGCCACCAUCGUUUCUCCUUCUCCACUCAUGUCAUCAUCCUCGUCUUCGCGCAGUUUAACAGUGCUUAGUCCUUCGAAAUCUUCAAGUGCAUCCUUAUCUCAACAAAAGGUCACUAUUGAUGUGGAGUUUAUCGAUGGUUUAACAAAUGCUAAGGCCAAAUUACAUCCCAGAUCUUACAAGUCGGUCGACUUUGCAAGAGACCUUCUAGCUAUUUUGGUGGCUUUGCGUGUUCCAGGGUGGCACAACACACACGUAACCGCCGAGUUGCUCGCCAUCAACAAGGUCUCUGGUUCUCUCACCAAUACUAUCUACUUUGUUUCUUGCCCUGCUGUUGCUGUCGUUCCUACACUCUUAUUGCGCAUCUAUGGCCCAUCAUCCGGCUCUCUCAUCUCUCGCUCUCACGAGUUGCGCAUGCUUCACAUUCUCUCGUCUCGAUGCCAUUUUGGUCCUCGUAUAUAUGGUACAUUUGCAAACGGUCGCAUUGAAGAGUACUUCGAGUCUGUUACGCUAGUUCCAUCAGACCUUCGCGACAAGAAGAUCAGUCAAUGGAUAGCUUCGCGCAUGGCUGAACUCCAUUCUGUAGACAUUAGUGUGGUAGAGGGUCCACUCACAGUCAGUGCUCUUGAGGGAAAGGGUUGGGAGAUUGGAGUCAAGAAAAAUGUUAAGGCGUGGAUGCCAGUCGCCCGAGAGGUCUUGGGUCUCCACUGUGUAUCUGAGGCCACUCGUCAAACACUUAACAUGGACCACUUUUAUGAACUUUGGAUGCGUUACUUACGCUGGCUUUCUCACGUCGAGAAGAUAGAGGGGGCAGGCCAACGUGUUUUUGCGCACAAUGAUACGCAGUAUGGCAACAUACUGAGGUUGACUGGUCCACUUCGUCAGGAUAUUCCCGAGCACCACCAGCUUAUUGUGGUGGAUUAUGAAUACGCAUCGCCUAACCCAGUGGCGUUUGACAUUGCUAAUCACUUCCACGAGUGGACAGCUGACUAUCGUUCAUCAAACCCGCAUCUUCUGGAUCCAAGUCGGUAUCCGACAAUGGAAGAACGUCAAAAUUUUUAUCGGGCGUAUCUGGCACACGCACGUCCCAUUGACACAUGCACUUCUUCGGUUCCGACGUUGCACUCAGAAGCAGAAGUUUCUAAGCUGGAACGUCAAGUGCGUAUUUGGAGUCCGGCCUCACAUGCGAUGUGGACUGUGUGGGGUAUCGUACAAGCGCAGGACAAUUUGGAAAGAGGAGAACUGGAACCGGAGUUUGACUACUUAGCUUACGCGACAUGUCGCAUGGAAGGAUUCAUCAGAGAGCUAUCAGAACUUGGCGUUCAGUAGGGUUUCAGUUCCUCGCAACUAUCAUAGACCCUAUAAUUCGAGAAGUUUUGCAUACGGCCUUCCAUGACGCCACUGCUGAGCGCUAAUUAGGUCUCAGCAUUCAAGAGCUCAUAGGUGUUGUGGACACCACAUACUUCGGCAAUGUCUGUGGCACGCUCCUGGAGGCCGCGCCUUGUAUAACAUCCUCACGCAUCCUGUAAACUCUCGGAUUGUUUUUCCUGAGCUCCCUGGAGACGAGUCCGUGUGCCCCUGACAAUGAUUUGUUGUGCAUUCUGG
This is a messenger RNA of Suillus clintonianus, 1738 nucleotides long. Its product is annotated as choline kinase cytoplasm. Lineage: Eukaryota; Fungi; Basidiomycota; Agaricomycetes; Boletales; Suillaceae. The transcript is spliced from 3 exons. Gene Ontology annotation, biological process: phosphatidylcholine biosynthetic process; phosphatidylethanolamine biosynthetic process. The coding region runs from base 95 to 1462 and encodes 455 amino acids. The record is from RefSeq and is a predicted model, not a curated record. Gene Ontology annotation, molecular function: ethanolamine kinase activity; choline kinase activity. Gene Ontology annotation, cellular component: cytoplasm.